AAAUAAAAAAAACAAAUUCGUGUGUGCAACGCACGCAAAAAAAAAAAGCAAAAAAAAAGAACACGAAGUGUUUAUCAAGUGCUGAAACCCUAAAGGACUUGUUUGGUUAGAAGCUUAAGCCCCAUCUGCUUUUCUGCACAGCAAGCCCUUCUAAUCAAACCCCUCUCAAGAUGUCAGAUCGAUUGACUCGUAUCGCUAUCGUGAGUUCGGAUCGGUGCAAGCCGAAGAAGUGCAGGCAGGAGUGCAAGAAGAGCUGUCCUGUUGUCAAGACCGGUAAACUUUGUAUUGAAGUAACGUCCGCAGCUAAAAUUGCUUUCAUCUCUGAGGAGUUAUGCAUUGGAUGCGGAAUAUGUGUUAAGAAAUGUCCUUUUGAGGCAAUUCAGAUUAUUAAUCUUCCUAAAGAUUUGGACAAAGACACAACUCACCGUUAUGGUCCCAACACUUUCAAGCUCCAUAGGUUGCCAGUUCCAAGACCGGGGCAAGUUCUUGGUUUGGUUGGGACAAAUGGCAUUGGAAAGUCUACUGCUCUUAAAGUUUUAGCGGGGAAAUUGAAACCCAAUCUUGGUCGUUUUAAUAACCCUCCUGACUGGCAGGAAAUUUUGACGUACUUUAGGGGGUCUGAGUUGCAAAAUUAUUUCACUCGUAUUCUGGAAGAUAACCUAAAGGCAAUCAUCAAGCCACAAUAUGUUGACCAUAUUCCAAAAGCAGUUCAAGGAAAUGUUGGGCAAGUGCUGGAGCAAAAGGACGAGAGGGACAUGAAAGAAGAACUCUGUAUUGACUUGGAACUAAAUCAGGUCAUAGACCGUAAUGUGGGAGAUUUAUCUGGUGGGGAGCUUCAGAGGUUUGCAAUAGCUGUAGUUGCUAUACAAAAUGCUGAAAUAUACAUGUUUGAUGAACCCUCAAGUUACCUUGAUGUGAAACAAAGGCUCAAGGCUGCUCAAGUCAUUCGAUCUUUACUCAGGCCUAAUAGUUAUGUGAUUGUCGUGGAGCAUGACCUUAGUGUUCUGGAUUAUUUGUCGGAUUUCAUUUGCUGCCUAUAUGGAAAGCCUGGUGCAUAUGGUGUUGUUACUCUUCCAUUUUCUGUCAGAGAAGGAAUCAACAUAUUCUUGGCUGGUUUUGUACCUACAGAAAAUCUACGAUUUAGAGAGGAAUCCCUUACUUUUAAGGUUUCUGAGACACCACAGGAAAGUGCUGAGGAAAUAGAAACAUAUGCACGAUAUAAAUAUCCAACCAUGAGCAAAACCCAGGGUGGUUUCAAGCUCAAAGUGACAGAGGGUGAAUUUACUGAUUCUCAGAUUAUUGUGAUGCUGGGAGAGAAUGGAACGGGAAAGACAACCUUUAUUAGGAUGUUGGCUGGUUUAUUGAAGCCUGACACAGUGGAAGGCUCUGAUAUUGAGAUACCCGAGUUCAAUGUAUCUUACAAGCCCCAAAAAAUUAGUCCAAAAUUCCAACACUCAGUCCGACAUCUGUUACACUCGAAAAUUCGUGAGUCAUAUAUGCAUCCUCAGUUUGUGUCAGAUGUAAUGAAGCCACUUUUGAUUGAGCAGCUGAUGGAUCAAGAAGUUGUGAAUCUUUCCGGAGGGGAGUUGCAAAGGGUUGCAUUAUGUCUGUGCCUUGGGAAGCCUGCGGAUAUCUAUCUGAUCGAUGAACCUAGUGCAUAUCUUGACUCCGAGCAGCGUAUUGUUGCAUCCAAAGUCAUUAAGAGGUUUAUUCUUCAUGCCAAAAAGACAGCAUUUGUGGUUGAACACGACUUUAUAAUGGCAACAUACUUGGCCGACAGAGUCAUAGUGUAUGAAGGACAGCCAUCAAUUGACUGUGUUGCAAAUUCACCCCAAUCGCUUUUGACUGGAAUGAAUCUUUUCUUAUCUCAAUUGGACAUCACCUUUAGACGGGACCCAACCAAUUUCCGGCCCAGAAUCAACAAAUUGAACUCCGCCAAGGACAGGGAGCAGAAAAAUGCCGGGUCUUACUAUUAUCUGGACGACUAAGCAGGUUAUUGUUGUUCGAUAUCUUAAUGACUGGGAUCAGCUGUGUCUUGGGUCAUAUUAUCCUAUCCAUAUCAUUCUGAUUACAGUUAAAGAUUUUUGAGGUUUUCGUAGGGAUAACCAUGGAUGGCGAAGGAACUAGUCUAUACACCUAAACCCAGACCAGAAUGCUCUAGUCAGAAUUGGUCCACUAGUUGGGCAAUUUUCUGUUAUUUACUCUUUACUACUUAAUACCUGACCAUCCUUUUGUUCCCUCCUUACUGAAGUGGUGUACAAUGUUUUUUGUUUGGUGUACAAUUUUUUUGUUUGAUUAUAUUUAAUCUACAAAUUAUAAGUUGUCCUUGGAUA
Molecule: messenger RNA, 2333 nt
Organism: Daucus carota subsp. sativus
Lineage: Eukaryota; Viridiplantae; Streptophyta; Magnoliopsida; Apiales; Apiaceae
Product: ABC transporter E family member 2
Exons: 13
Coding region: 171-1988 (605 amino acids)
Biological process (GO): translational initiation; ribosomal subunit export from nucleus; translational termination
Molecular function (GO): ribosomal small subunit binding; ATP binding; iron ion binding
Source: RefSeq, a predicted model, not a curated record